This is a messenger RNA of Plasmodium coatneyi, 468 nucleotides long. RefSeq lists its product as uncharacterized. Bases 1 to 468 code for a protein of 155 amino acids. The record is from RefSeq and is a predicted model, not a curated record. The transcript has a single exon. NCBI's taxonomy places the organism in Eukaryota, Apicomplexa, Aconoidasida, Haemosporida, Plasmodiidae.
AUGAACCCGAGCAGCAACGAGAAGAAGAGAAACCUACCCGCGUAUGCAGAUGAGAAUGACUACGAUAUGUCCCGGGCCGCUGCAGCGCCGAACGUGGCACCAGCGAACAUGACAUCAGCUAACAUGGCAUCGGUUACCGUCCCUUCGGCUACCGUGCCUCCGACUAACGUAGCAUUGACCAACGUUGCGGCCGCCCCCGCGGUGACGAUGCAGAACCCGUACUUCUACCCUGGGGCGAUCAUACCGCAGUUCCCCUUCAACACACCCAUGUACCAGCAGCCCAUGAGCUAUAACCACAUGAUGCCUUACGGCGACUACGGUUACGGGAACAAGCGGUUCGGGAAGAGAAAGAAAAAUUACCACCAUUUUUCGCGCCAGCAAAACAGUGGCGUGUCCAUCCUGAAGGAAGCCAUCGUGGACCCCUGGGCCCAGCAGUACGCCAAAUACCCGAACAUCAUCUUUGAUUGA